ACGUUACCUACUACGUACUGGUGAUUCUGUGUUUGACAGUACGCGCGCGGUAUUUUGCGGGCUAUCAUCGAAUUUAGCCGACGUUAACCGAUGUUUAACGAAGCCCGUGAGUGAGUUCCGUGUGUGUUGCGUGGUACGUUCGUUGGUGUUCAGUUGGUGCGCCUCGACUGGGCAAAAUCGCGUAAAAUGGAAACAGAAUUUCGUUGUGAGGUUGAGGUUGGCCGUUGAAAAAAGUGAACAUGGGAAGGUCCAAGUUUCCCGGAAAGCCGCCGAAGACGGUCACCAGGAAACGGAUUAAAGUUCUCGGCCAGCCCGAGACAGCCCAAACCGAUUCGGUAACCGUCGCCGAGAACAUCUACUACGGACUUUCCCUGUUCAACGAAACAUUUGGUGACAACGAGAAGGAACAUCCACCAUUCCAUGGUUUUAGCACUAAAGAGGCUAAUCUUUCAGUGUCAUAUAUAAAAACUCAACAACAUGACACAGAGAAUACAACCGUUAAAUCACCACCUGAUGCUGCUACUAAUCCCAUACCGCAACAAGCUGAACAAAACAUCACAGAUACUAAAAGUUCUCCAUCGAACACUGAAAAUAAUACAGAAAAUUUAUGUGAUAAAAAUAGCAAGCCGGCAGAGAAGGAUAUUAAAAAGGAUGUGACGGUCGUAAAUUCCAAACAUACUGUCAAAUUUCCCAGACCCAAGAGUCGUAAAAAUGGUAAAAACUUGAAAUUCUCCAACUUCAUAAAAACACCUAUAUUAAAAUCGGUAAACAAUAUCUUGGAUCAACGUACAAGACAGCUGCAUAAUAGUACCGCGAAGAGACUUCUGCAGAGGGCAAAAUCUAACAGUAACAAUGUGCGUAAUAUGACGGCACAAUGCGUAGAUAAAUCGAAUGCUGUAAGGAAAUUCAUUUUACCAGUUCGAAGUGCUCAUUCGUCGAGGGUUAUUAAACCUAAUAAAAGAUUUAUCGAAGAAUUGGAAGAGAUCUCUGGAGCGGAGCAUAGUGAGAAUGAAGUUGGCACGCAUGUGAAAAAAGCUAAAUUUGCAUUAAACAAACUUUGUAAUCAGGAAACGAAAUUGAAAGAUGGGAAUAUUGGUAGACCGUGUACAAAACCGAAAGACGCAGAGGGCAAGAGCAAGGCCAAAAAGGUGGCUCAGAAUGGAAAUUCUAACGGCCAAACUGUGAUGCAAUCUGUGAAGAAUCCUGAAAAAUUAUCAUCUGCACAAGACGCACAAGUAACGAAAACUACUAAUGCGGAAAUUAAAAGGACUAAUUUAUCGAAUAAGAACAAAAUAGUGAAAAAUUCACCUGACGAAGAAGCUAUUAGCGUGCAAGACGGUACGCAAAAUGUAAUCAGGAAAAAUCAAAAUGGAAAAUUGGCAGUUGCGAACUCUAAAAGCCAGAAACAAAUUUCUGUUCCUAUAAAAGUUCUUCCCGAUUCUGAUGUUCCAAGUUCAGAGUCUUCCAGGAUUCAGACGAGGUCAGGAGCUCAGAGUGAAACCGCCGCUGAUUUAGAUGCCAGUCAAACAAAUUCAGAAGAUGCUACGAGAACGAAGAAAAAUAUUGGCAUCAGAAAUCACGAUAACGUCGAUAAUGGGAGUAAAACUGCAGAGGGAAAUUCGGAUAACUUUGACACGGAAAGUACAUCGUCAGAAAGUGGAAGUGAACACAGUAACCACACUGAAGAUGAACAAUCCGAGUGGACUGGGAUGAAGUUAAGCGGCGGGAAAGUUAUCUUAAGGAAAGCGAGAUUAAAAUUAGAUAAUAAAUGUGUUGGUGGAACUGAAGGACCUUUCUCAACAACAAAUGGCAAUGGUAUUACAGGCGGAAAUACUAAUUUAGGUUUGACAGGUACUAUUAAAUGUGGUGUUUGCGGUGCUGUACGGUUUUAUCGGUUCGUGAAACAAGCUCGAAAAUUCGGUAUUCACAGUUGCGAGUCUUGUCGGAAGUUUAUCAGUAAAAUGAUUAAACGACAGGCUUGUGCAAAGUCAACGAACAGCACGCUUCCAGCCCUCCAAUGCCACAAGGGCGAUGGCUUGUGCUUGGUACCGCCUGUUGUAAGAAGUCAACAAUGGAAUCUCAUGAGAUGUGUUUACAAAGCUAGGUGUCCGGCUUGUUGGCUAAAGAUGUGUUUGAAGUGCUACAACAUUCCAUCUUCGCUACGAACAGGCUUGAACGCAUUGCUGCCACCAAUGAUGAGAGAUCCCUUAAGUAUCCCGCUGACAUUGACUCACGAGGAUAAUGAUAAUCAAGGACAGAAAUUGAUAUCUUCUAAGUUAGGUUGGCCAGCAGAAGACAAUUCAGAGAAGAACUUGUUCAAAUCAGCCAUGAGUUGGAGGAGCAUAGAAAUAGGUCAGAAAGCUAGCUAUCAAGGAACUGGUGGUUUCCUGUAUACAAAGUUAGAUAAGCUUGAUUCAUCAUUGAAUAUAUCACCUAAUAAAAAGAGAAGAAAGAAUAACAGGAUAAAAGUGAGGAAGAAAUUAAAGAAUCCGAUGUUCUCCUCGCCGUCUUUGGCCCAAUGCCCACAACCUCUGAGGCAGAGACUCGAUUUAAAGGGACCAAGAGUUAAACACGUUUGUCGAAGUGCGAGCGUAGCUCUUGGUCAGCCGAUCGCCACUUUUCCCAUGGUUGAUGGGAAAGUAGACACCGAAAGCAAUAAGCACAUUCCGAAAACUUCGAAGGAAACGGAUAAAAAUGAGAAAAAGGACGAAAUGAGAGAAAAAGAAACCCAAAAACAGAACGACGAAAAUACUGUAAAUUAUAAUGCUAUUAACGUGUCGCAGCAAUCGUAUCCAAAAAGAGGAAAAGCGCAACAAACCGUAUCAACGUCAAAUUUUCAAGUGGUACCUAAAACAAACAAUGAAGUAUUACAUACGGUAUCUAUAGACUUUUGGGAACAAUACGAUCCUUCGGAAGUAGGACAAAAAGGUUUUGCACUUAUUGGUUCGGAACUCUUUCAUAUUCCUGCUAUUUGUUACCUUUGUGGAAGUGCGGGAAAGGAGCCACUCAUCCACUGUCAGUGCUGUUGCGAACCGUAUCAUGCCUUUUGUUUGGAACCUAGUGAAUGGAAUGCUUGUGCUCAACCAAACUGGUGCUGUCCUCGAUGUACGAUAUGCCAAUCCUGUCAUCUAAGAUCUGGUCCGAAAUUGUCUUGCAUUCGUUGUCGUCAAUCGUUUCACCACUCGUGCUUGUCGAAGUCCGGUGUCAGCGCGAGACUUUACAGUCCCGAGAGGCCGUACGUGUGUCAAAGUUGUGUAAAGUGCAAAAGCUGUGGUAGCGAAGGAGUCAAUGUUCAUGUAGGCAACUUACCAUUAUGCUCGAUGUGUUUUAAAUUACGUCAGCAAGGGAACUAUUGUCCUCUGUGUCAAAGAUGUUACAACGAAAAUGAUUUCGAUACAAAGAUGAUGGAAUGUAGCGAAUGUUCUUACUGGGUACACGCUCACUGCGAAGGACUUUCCGACGAGCGUUAUCAAAUCCUUAGUUAUUUACCGGAUACCAUCGAGUUCACGUGCAGCCAAUGCUCUUCAAAUCCUAAUUCUAUUUGGAGAAACGCUAUAGAAGCUGAACUUAAAGCUGGUUUUAUAGGAGUUAUAAAAUCGUUAAGUAAAAAUAAGAAGGCUUGUGCUGCGUUGAAAUGGAGUCCAAGAAAGGAAUGUUCGUGCAGGCCUCUUUCUAAUGGAAGAAAAUUGGAUUUUUCGAAUGAAAAAUUCGAUUCGAAUGUAGUAAGCGGUAAAGAAGGUCUCAGUUUGGAAGACAGUGAAGAGAAUAGUAACGAGAAAGUAAAAAGUAUAGAAUUUACAUUGAACAAUAAUUCGAAAUCCAAUUCGAUAAAUAAGGUGGACGAUGAUCAGGCAAGCGAUUCUUCUAAUAGAAGAGGCUUAAGACGCCUUCGUCAAAAGUUUCAUUUAAAAGAAUGUUCGGUUCGCGUAAGGAAUUGUGUGAUAAAAGAUACUCAAGACGGUGACAAGAAGGAUUUAAUAAUUCAAGAAAAUUCGAAUAGUAAUUCAAACGAUAUUGAAUGCCAUUGUUCGGAUCAGCAAAUUAUCGUUAGGCCUUCGCUUACACUGAUGUCGGCCAAACGGAAAGUGAACAAUAACGAAUACAAAACGUUGUCACAGUUUCAUUGCGACCUGGAGCAUAUAAUCAAUCGUACCCGAAACAAGGAACUUACCGAUGCUUACUACGAAAUUCUACGGGAAGUAUUUCCAUGGUUCAGUCCAAAAAGUAUUAAAAAUGACAACGAGAAAAGCGGUACGUUAACACCCCCCAGGGAGGCUGAUAAGGCUGAUGGUUCAGUCACAAAGCUCGAUGAUUCGAUUCUAGAAGUAUGGAAGGAAGAAGUGAUGAAAGCGCCGAAAGCGAUCGCGGCUAAAACGGCAAAUUUAUAUAACGUUUCUGUUGAGGACAGUAGAUCAUGUUGUUUGUGCAAAGGCUUGGGCGACGGUUUAGAAACGAAGGAAGGUCGGCUGCUGUAUUGCGGGAAGAACGAGUGGGUACACUCGAAUUGUGCUCUUUGGUCUAACGAAGUGUAUGAAGAGAUCGAUGGUUCUUUACAAAAUGUUCACAGCGCUAUUUCAAGAGGUCGAUUAAUUCGUUGUUCGGAAUGCGGGAAGAAGGGGGCGAGCGUUGGUUGUUGCGCGAAAAAUUGUAACAGUACCUUCCACUAUCCUUGUGCGAGAAACGUUGGGCUUGCCUUCAACGAUGAUAAAACAGUAUUUUGUUCGUCGCAUUUAAAUAAUUGUACGCAUAAGACAUUACAAAACGAUAGCGAAUUCAGUCUACGAAGACCGGUAUAUGUGGAAUUGGAUCGUAAGAAGAAAAAGUUUGCGGAACCGAAUAAAGUGAAAGUUAUGAUAGGUUCGUUGACGAUAGAUUGCUUGGGCACCAUAAGACCUGAAUACUCCGAUGCGAUCGAAAAAAUCAUACCAUGCGAUUACAAAUGUUCCCGGCUAUACUGGUCCACGGUGAAUCCAUUCAAAAUUGUUAAAUAUUAUAUCAGAACGUACAUACAAGUGUACGCACCGGAAGUUUCUUCUGAUUUGGAAAAUAAUAUAACUAUCGAUCAUUCAAAAGAACGAGAGAAAGAGGAUGCAUUAAAUACGGUACAAACCGAAUAUUUAGCUGUGAAACAAACCUUAGACGCUUUGGUCGAUGCAGUUUGCAACAAGGAAGUCGAUGAAAACUUAGCAGAACAAAACAAUACAGAUCUUCUACCUCCAGAAUUAACGGAAGCUAUAUUCGAAGAGUUACCCCACGACUUAUUAGAUGGUAUAUCAAUGCAAGAUAUACUUUUGACAUAUGAAGAUCUUUUAGCAAUGGAUCUGAAGAACGACGGAUCAUUUGCAACCGAUUUAUUCAAGGACGACAUGCUGACGCCUGAAGUAGAUGAGAUUAUAAAACCGCCCGAAAGUAAAAUCUCGAAAGUCGAUCCCGCUUCAGUGGAAUUGGGAUCGCACAACGAUCUGUGGGUGCAUUUGGAAACUAAAGCCUCCGUCCACGAUUUAAUGGAUGAUCUGUUCAGUUCGAAGAAUCAAAAACAUGGUGGUAGAGAACUGAAACGAUCGAAAUCAGAGGUGAUGUCCAACAGUCCGCUAAUUGUUGGCGGACAGAGGCACCAUCAACGGUCAUGCAGUUUAACUUGGAGCUGUAAAUUGGACGGUACCUACGGGCCCGCCAUUAAGAGAAGAAAAUUAUCCCGAAACGCGACCAUGACAAAAUCAAACGAAAGUAACGUAAUGGUAUUGGACUCGCAGAAUGAACGGCCGCCUACGUUGCACGAGUUGAGGAUUCCGGAUGGCAUCAUGGUCACCGUGGGCAGAACGAACACGCCAAAUAUUUUGUCGGAUUCUAUGCGAGAAUUGAAGUACUGUAUCGAAGAUGCCAGUGGAGUUAAUCGCCGAGUAAUAUCUACUGGUCGUGAAGAAGGAAAAGAACAUAAACGACUCUUCUGGCACGCAAGGCAACAGCCGCGAAUAUUGCAGGUUGACGGAACCGUCGAUCCAAGCAGCGCCAGUGAGUGCAGCUCACCCGAAUACAACAUCGAGGAGAAGACCGAUGGGUUACGCGUGCCGGAACAUUUAUCGAUUCCUCAGUUGGACGGUAUCAAUGACGAGUCCUCGUGCGAUAGCGACGAGUUCGCUUUAUUCGCUGAGAAGGAUAUCAAUUCUUGUACAAAAUCCAGUAACACAUUGCGAUCCAAACGAAUCUAUGGAUUAAUUAGAUCACAUAUUACGAAGUCUAGUGAUAAAUUACAGAAAGCAAAAGAAAACGAUUUUUCUGAUCAACCGCAUUUCAAAGAGAAUAAUUCAAAGAUGAAUUUAAAGAUUCCCCAAUUAGAUGGAGCUGACGAUAUAUCCAGUGAUGACGAAUGCAUAUCACCGCAACACGUUCAAAACGCAAGAUCCGAGAUUACUUCUCAAUGCGAGACACCGUUGGAUCACAUAGAUCAUCCGGUAACGUGCAAACGUUGCCGUUGCACCUACAGAACGCAAGAUAGCUAUAAUAGGCACGUAUCGAAUUGUGAUAUCAUGAUAACAAGCGACAGUGAUUCGGAAACUAUGGACAACAAAUUGACAUCGCCUGAUUCUAGAUUUUCUCCGAGCAUCGGAUCCGUAUCCCCGCAAUUUAUAACGCUAUCUCCAUCUGAAGGUCAUACUCUGUCCUCCGACUAUCCUGAUAUUCAAGCCACUUCGCCCUUGGAAGCUACUGUACCGUCGCCUCAUCCAGCCAUACAAAUUGAACCCAUCGCUCAAGCAAUUAUUACACCACAAAUUCAUACACACGCUACCGUGGAAACUGUUCAUCAAACGGUACUGACAUCAAACGACAUGAUCGUUCAGACACAAUAUACCAGAACAACGACCACCUUACCAAAUACCACGGUAUUACCCCAAGAAAGUAGUGUCCAAAUAACAGAAAUUACAGACGCACCAUCAGUCGGCAGUGAUUCUAGCAGAUCACCAAACAGUGUUAGUACUCCUAUGAAUUCCCCGAACAGUGCGAGUCCUCGAACGAUUCCGAGUCCGCAGGUGUCGCCUACAUUUUCGUCUACCGGCGUGCAAACGGCGGCCAACGAGUCGGCUAACGUUCAAGUAAUAAAAUUAGCUAAAGCGAAAUCACCGAGAGCAUCGAAGUCUCGAACAAAAGGAAUUAAAACGCAGAUCGCAAAGAAUACUAUACAACCUCACAACGGGCACGCUAGGUUUCAGCCGGUGCAAAACAACGCUCCGGUUAUACAGUUGCAGCAAGCUCAAAGACCGAGCGCGCCAACUGUGAUAUUGCAGCAAACGCCUCCAGGCAUCAUGUCGUACGUUGAAACAUUGCAACAACAGUCUGGACAAAAUCUGCAGUACGUAACAACGAUCGGUGGACAGCAUGAAGCCGCUUUUAAACCUCAAUUCAUAACGACCAAUCACUUGGUUCCCGGUGCAUACAUACAAGCAUCUUCCGACAACCUGUUGGCGUUGCAAAACGGAGGUAUAUCGAUAUUGCCAGGCGUGCAAAUUGCUCAGCCGCAGCCGACGGUUCUUGGAACGAUUAUACAACAGCAACCUAGUGCAAUUCAGUGCGGAGUCAUAUCGUCUGAACAACUACUUUUAAGUUCGACGCCGACGCUAGAGAUGUUCACAGAUUCGACGGGCAGUAUGUUUCUCUCGAAUCAACCGAUGUACUACGGUUUGGAGACUAUCGUCAGCAAUACGGUGAUGUCUUCCAGUCAGUUCAUGGCUGGCGCGGUGCCGCAAGUGUUAGCGAGCAGUUACCAGACGACGACACAAGUUUUUCAAGCUUCGAAACUCAUGGAGCCUCUCGUCGAUGUUCAAGCCGUUCCGGGUGUACCCACUGUGGCAGCAGUGCAAUCUGUUCAGAGCGUACCCGGUGGAGUGCCUGGCGUGCCUAAUGUACCAAACGUUGCCAACGUAUCCAACAUGUCCAACGUGACCAAUAUAGCCAGCAUACCCAACGUACCUAGCGUCACCAAUGUACCUAAUGCUCCAGGUGUACCUGCUAUACCAACUAUACCCACUGUAUCCUCCGCAUGCAGUGUAUCUAAUAUAUCCAAUAUACCGAGCAUAACGAAUAUACCCAACGUGUCCAGUGUACACACAGUACCAAGCUUACCUAGUAUGCCUAGCGUACCCAGCAUACCUACGAUAUCUACUACAUCCAAUGUACCUAGUGUAUCCAAUUUACCCAGCGCAUCCAGUGUACCUAACAUACCCAGCGUAUCUGAUGUACAGAACAUACUCACUGCUCCCGUCAUACCUAAUUUACCUAUCGGUCCCAGUAUACCUAACGUAUCUAAUAUAUCCAAUAUGCCUAAUACACCCGCUUUACCUAAUACUUCUAAUAUAAGCAACAUACCAGCUGUGUCCGCUGUUCAAAACGUAUCCAACGUUCCCACCUUGCCGCCCAGUAUGGGGAACGUGUCCAGUAUAUCUACAGUACCCAGUGGUUACGUGGUCAUGAAUCAGCCAAAGCCAACAGCGCAAUCGGAGCCCAUAGUAACGCCGUCGCAGAUUAAUAUACCUGCGAUACCUGAACGAAACUUUGCCUCCGCUACAUGCAAUGCUAUGUUGCCCGUAUCAUGUCAAAGCUUUACGGAACCGGUGACACCGAUACAACUACCGGACGCUUGCCCGUCUGAACCUCAAGUAGCACCGAUCGCGGCGUCGUCUCCGAAAUUGUCGCAGAAUUCAAUACCAACGAUACCGAGAGUGGCCGUACGACCGAGUCCAGCCGCGAACUCUGUUACGCAACCGAAUAGUGGACCGUGGAAGAUUACAGAAUCGUUAUUCGGUUCGGAACAGAUGAUGAGCAACGGUAUACGACCAUAUUUUGACUCGAAACACGUGUCGCAAAAUACCAGUAUGAUAAAGUCUAGCAUAUCAUCGAAGAUACCCCCAUUACCUAAUCACUGUAUAACACAGAGGGAUAUAAUUGUAAAUAAGUUGAAUCAUGAUGUAAAUAAUGUGCAUAAUAAUUUUAGUAGUGUAUCAAAUUCAAACAAUAUUAAUGUAAGUACGAGUAAUAAUCCAGUUAUCGCUAACUCGAGCGUACAAAAUAAGAUUACUAUGUCUACGAGCAAUGUUCCGACGAGUCGGCCGAUGAACAGAGUGCUACCCAUGCAGGCUGUUACUCCGAAACAAGACACAACCAAGACGAUACAGAAAACAGAAAUGAUUAUUGAGGAACCAACGAAACCAGAAAUCAAACCAGCAGAACCGGAACAGAAGCUCGCGGAAGCGAAGAAGCAAAUCGUUGAGGCUGUGGUGCCGACAGUCAAGAAACCCGAAACAACUAUAAACAACAUAAACGAAACGCUGAAGCUGAACACCGAGACGAUCGAGAAGGUGAAAGAGAAUCUGAAAUUAGAGCUGGACAGAGAGAAACUGCAGAAUGCGUCGCUGAAAAUAGUUUUACAAAAGCAACUGCAGGAUGGUUCUUACAAAAUCACACACAACAUGAAAGCAGUAACGCAGAAUAAAAAGUCGCCGCAGGUAACGUCCGUUGAGAUACUCCCAUCGAAACAGGUGCCACAGAUAACUUCCUUGCAAUUGUUGCCGAUAAAAACGUUUACGUUGAAAACGAACAAGAUCGAGGAGAAGGUGAAACCUAUUGAGAACAACAAGUUCAACUUGUUGAAAACUAAAACUCCGCCGGUGGCUGUUAAAAAGCCUAGAGUAAUCAGCAAGUCGAUUAAAUCUGUACAACCGCCUCCACCGACUACGCUAACCCAGAAGAACGCCUCGAAGGGACCUACACUGAUGUACGAAAUUAGGUCGCAGGAUGGAUUCACUCAUACCGCUUCCUCGAUGGCCGAAGUAUGGGAGACCGUGUUCCAGGCAGUACAAAAUGCUCGGAAGGCCCAUAAUUUGCCUCCAUUGCCGCAUAAUCCACUUAUCGAAAAUUUGGGUCUGGAGAACAACGCCACGGUCUACUUGGUCGAGCAGUUACCGAAAGUGAACCGGUGUACCAAGUACAAACCGAGGUUUCAUAACUUGACGCCGCCUAAGCCGGGUGAGACCGAAAACGAUCUGCUGAAAGCGUGCGAUAACGGAGCUGCUCGCGCAGAGCCAUUCAAGGGAAGAAAAGUUCACGACAUGUUCAGUUGGCUCGCCUCGAGACACAGACAGCAACCAAAAAUGAUCUCAAUAUCGGAAGCUGAAGCCAGACGAGUUACGAGCACAAAUUUACCAAUGGCGAUGCGCUUCAGAAUAUUGAAAGAAACAUCGAAGGAAUCAGUUGGAGUGUAUCAUUCUCACAUACAUGGUCGAGGUUUAUUUUGUCUGAGAGAUAUCGAAGCUGGAGAGAUGGUUAUCGAAUACGCAGGCGAGGUGAUUCGAGCCUCCUUAACUGACAAACGAGAGAAAUAUUAUGAUAGUAAAAACAUAGGAUGUUACAUGUUUAAAAUCGAUGAUCAUUUUGUCGUUGAUGCUACGAUGAAAGGAAACGCAGCUAGAUUUAUCAAUCACUCGUGCGAGCCGAACUGUUACUCGCGAGUGGUGGACAUCCUAGGUAAGAAACACAUUUUAAUUUUUGCUCUCCGUCGCAUCAUACAAGGGGAAGAGUUGACAUACGACUACAAAUUUCCCUUCGAGGAUAUUAAGAUUCCGUGUACCUGCGGAUCACGCAGAUGCCGCAAAUACCUCAAUUGAGAUUGCAUACAAAUAUGGUGAGCGGCCGGCCGGCACAGCGAAGAAAAGAUAAAGAAAGAAAUGAUAACGUGCUAUAAUUAUGCGCGCUUCGGUAUAGAAUUCAUUUUAUUGAACGUUAUUCAUUUUAAUCAUCAAACUAUUUUCAGAGAUCGCAGCUUUUUAUUAUUAUAUAAAGGAAUAAUAGACUAUACACAUUUUAAAAUAUUAGAAGGCCAGAUUAUACAUACAUAGAUAUCGUGAAACAUCGCGUUAUGACAAUGUUACUUUAAACGACUACACUUCGUAGUUGAUUUAACCCUUGACGGUCAUCCGGGAUGACGGUAACACUAAUUAAUUUUAAUUUCAAUUUUAAAUACGCGUUGUAUUUUAAGUAGCACUUAAACUUUGUUCUGUUUUUUUUUUAAUCAUUUUUAAUACUGGCUUAAAAUUUGAUGGCAUGAUUAAAUGGAGUUUUUUUAAAGCGUUUAAUUUAUGUCCAGUAAAAUUUCUCAAUCAAAAGAAUGAUCUUUAACGGAAUAUCGACUGGGGACACAAUAUCACGUGACAGUCAUGAAAUCUUUGCGAUGUGGGACCGUUGAGGGUUAAGAAGGGGGUAUAUUUAUAGCAAUAAAUGAUUGAAUAUGUCCUGCUUUCGUACCCAGUAAGGUCUCGCGUGCUUCGUAUCGCGUCAAGACUCAUGAAAGUGUUACUUUAUCCACACGCCUGUGCUUUCGUGCACGUCUUCUAGAAUUCUACUUACUUUAUUAUCUACUAUCGAGGCUUAAGUGUACAAGUUAUCGUCACUUUACACUAAAUCUGAAGUGCUUUUAGCUUAUACUUAUAUAUAUAUAUAUAUACACACACACAUAUAUAUAUAAUAUAAUAUAAAUAUGUAUGUAAAUUUCCUCUUUACAUAUACUUUUAUUAUCUUGAGGUCGUACGUGAUCGAACCAAGCCGAGACGUACGAUGUUGCACAAAAUACAUUAACACAAAAAUGAGACAAGUACUUAAAGGAAAGCUGAACUAAUACGCAGUUCUAUGACUUACUUUCCUUUACACGUACUAUAUGUAUACUCGAGCGUAAUAACGAUGCAUUACUACGCUAUGAAUAUCGAGACGAACUAAUAAUUAAUUAUAAAGGGCAUACUACUUUUAUUGUGAAUUUAAAUUUUACAUGUAACGAUAUAUAUGGUUGAAUAUUUUUAAACGAAAGUUUUAUGUGAAUCUAUAUAAAAUUUAGUGUACAGUGUACGACUAACUUCGUGACAUUUCAUGUCUGAUGUAGGGCUAGAUUUCAAGCGUUCUUGUAAAAUAUGUAAUUGUUAGAAUUAGACAUUGUCUUCACGUAAGUACAGCUACCACUUUAAAGUUAAGUAAUAUACAUGUAUACAUGUUAGGGAGAAAAGAAUGCGAGCGCGAGAAAGAGUGUGAGAGAGAUAGGGAAAGAGUGACAGGAGGGAAAGAAAGACAGAGACAAGAAGGAACAGUUUCCUAGCGUGGGAUGCUGUUUGAAGGAGUACCUACUUUGGCAGACAUUGAUGACGUUUUAGAUGACGAAAAGGAAAUAAAGAAAAUAGGGAAACGAAGGCUUUGCUUCCUUGAAGGAAUCGAGAAGUCUGCUCGUUCGUUUCAUACGAAGAUUUAUGUACGCGCAAUAUUAUUUUGAUACGUUUUUAUAGAUAUUUAAACGAUGCACCCAUAUGUUUGUGCUUCCGCCUUGCCAAUAUUGUAAUAUUAAUCUCCUUUUAUUUUUAUGUUUAACGAUCGUAAUUCGCUGAAGGACGCGAAUCAUUUUUUUUUUAUUUCAUAGAAACUACGAAACCGCUGAUCCAUCAUUGCUUAUGCGUGAUUUUCUGUUAUCAGAUUUUUUAACUACAUUCUAAAGAGGCAACUGUGAAAAGAAAUAAUUCGAUCAUUGUUUCGAGUAAAACUUUUCUAGAAAUGGCUUCUAGAAAAUGUUUGUGAUAUAUUUUCCCACACUGGGAAAAAAUUACGAAUGUUCUUUAUAGAAAUAUAUUUGAAAUUUCUUAUGGAUAUACGUGUGAAAAUUACGUAUUCCGUAAGAAACACCUUUCUGUGAAAUGCAGUUUUGCCUUACCUUUAAUGUACCUACGCUUGGAACCCGGUGAUAGAGUUAGGUGUACCGCCCGAUAUCUUGGAUUCGAACUUGGGAAAAAAGAAAAGGAAACCGUAAUAGCAUCUAUGAAUUCAUUAAGCUACGACGAAGGUGUUUUAGUGCGAUUAAUCAAUUUCUGCCGGAGGUGGUUGCCCCUUAAAAUUUGGUGCUCCGUGGACACCGUUAAGUGCACUUUAUACGAAAAAUGGCCUAGAGUAAGAGAAAUAUAAGUAGGCGGCAGCGGAAGAGAGUCUGAUAAUAAAAAAAGAAAUAAGAAACGUAUGUUAUACAAGGAAUAUUGAAUCGCGAAUUAUUUAAAGAAGUAAUAUAAAGAUGUGGAUGAUGGCAGGAAUAUUAUUUGUGCACGCGAGUAAUCAUCGAUCGUGCAAAACAUUUUAAUCGGCCUGGUUUGGUACAAAAUGCGUAUGCUGAUUUGUAAAAAGUUAUAAAACGAGGAGAGAAAAAAAUGUGUAAACUUGUUCUGGUCACGAGAAAUUGCCAUUUUUUAGGAAUCUUUUUUUCUCUUUUUUCUUAUUAUUACCAAUAAUUAAUAACAAUUAUUGAGAAAAUAAUUAUUGUUAAUAUAAAUGAUAAUUAAUUUUAAUAUGUAAAAAAAUGGUAAUAACGACGUAAGAAAGGUAAUUUACUUGAAGAUAUAAUAGCAAUGUUAGAUAUUUUAUUGAUAUUUAUUAUACUUAUGGAUGACGGUUUUAGGAUUAACAAGAGAUGUACUAAUUGAAUUAAAACAUGAUUUUAGAGAACAUGGUGCACACGAUGGUCUAAUGUUGUUGAAAAGAUACGAAUCUGUCAGCUUUUUUUACGGUUCGGAAAAAAAAGAAAGGAUCCUUUUCUCUUGCCGAAGAGAACAAAGUAAACAUGCGUUCUCGUAAACGCGUUACACGACAUCACCGUAGAACAGUGUGGAAUUAUAAAAUAUACGCGACGUGUUUUCGGUAUAUUUUAUAUUCCUAUCGCGGAUCGUAAUAUGUAUGGUGAUCGUAACUGUAAUAAUAACGAGUACAUAUGUAUAUAUACAUAUAAUACGUAUGUGUAUGUAUAUAUAUAUUUACACGUGCCGGUAGACAAAUUAAGAACACUGUUUUUUAAUUAUUUUUUUAUUUAUGAAAUCCAUAUAAAAAUAUCCUACACUCCGAAGGUGGGGAUGAAAGCAAAAAACAAAAUGUAGUUUUAGUAACCCUUGUGACAGGAUACCUAUAAAGAAAAAUCGUGUAAUGUAACCCGACUACUCUAACUUCUCAAAGAGUUUAAACGAGCGUUCUUUUCAUUCUGGAAACAUACUCUCUGUAUCUUUUAACGGAUUUCUUAUGAAAUCUCAUCGGAGAAGCUCUUUAGUAUUACGCAAUCAGCCUUCAUUAUUACUGUUAAUUAAUAUUAUCAAUUAAUUAUUAUAAUCUACACAAGAAGAGAUAGCAUAAUACACCGUUACUCAUAUUGCGCACCGUUUGUUUAACUACACAAACACACACACACACAUACACAUACACACACACCUGUCAGCACCUUUGAAAAGUGAUUCGUGUGAAAGAAGAAAGCAAAAAGUUUUGUCGUUAGAGAGGAAAAAACAGGUCUAUAUUAUACAUAUGUAAGUAUAUACAUGUAUAACCACGAAACUCGACAUGUAUGUGCAUUCUUUUACCUGGAGACAAAUUCGCCCUAGGUAAUAGAUGUGUUGGACAUUUGCUGGUUUCUGGUGUGAUAAUGAAACGAGUGGUUAAGUUACUCACUGAACUGUGUACGUCCGUUAAUUACGUUUUUAUGACGAUUACAGAACAUCGCAGCGUUGUAUUCUCUUGCAAAUCGAAAAUUUCACCUCUUCGAGUCAUUGGGUUCUUCAUUUUUUUAAUAGAAAGUGAUAAGAAAUUUAAAGGGAAAAGAUUAAAAUGUGAAACGCUUUUUAAAUCAUCAUGUAUAAACAAAAAAAAAAAUAGUAUUAUUCUAAUGUGUAAACGAAACAUAGAAUUUUGAAUAUUGUACUUGUUUAAAAGGAGAAAGAAAGACGAUGAAACAAAAGAAAGAUAAAUAAUAAUUACUAUUGUGAAAUUAAGAAAGAAAAGGGAACGAAAGGAAAAUUAAAAAAAUUGUCUGUGAUUAUCAGUCAUAAUAAUCUUUAGGUCGACAUAUUUUUUAGAGAAUAUUUUUUAGCAAAUUACAAAAUUUAUGAUAUAUCCCUAUUAUUGAUAUGAUAUUGGAUCAGACACGCUACGCAUAAUAUUAAAAUAAUUAAAAAGAAAAGAAUGGAAACUGUAAAAGUUGCAAACUGUUUAAUAGAAUUACGAAUAGUUGAGAUCGAUGGCUGUUGUAAAAUAUUCAGUGUUUGGACAAAUAAUUAUUAAAAAAAAAAACCUAUUUAUAACGACUAAUAUCGAGGUAUCGAUUAUGAUAUAUUAUUGUAUCGCAUACUAUAGUAGCGUUUUUAACUCUUUUGCGUUCGCAUAUUCAUCAGAAUAGAUUAUACAUAGACGGAAUUGGUCGUAGGGGCCCAUAUAAGACGAAAUCACGAUGAAUGUAAAAUUGAAACCGAAGAGAUGCUGCGGAAAACUGAGAUGGUGUUUAUUACGCGCUAUCGGCGUGCAAAUUGUCGUUAUAAAAAUGCAUCUACUUAUUGUAGAAAACUUAUGAAGUAAUCGUAAAAUAUUUACAUUAACCAGAUGAUAUGCAUACCACAUAGAAACACGUAACUGCUUUCAUCAUACGAUACAUAUUAUACAUGUACCUACUGCGUACAAGCAUACAUAAUUACAUGAUAUACACGCAGAAAGAGACGAUACACUACACAACCGUACGCCCAUGUUUUGUAAUUAAAUGUUUUUGUUAGUAUUAUAUGAGAAAUUAACAGAAUAAAAACACAAAUGGAAAUAUAAA
Messenger RNA from Ceratina calcarata, 15634 nucleotides. RefSeq names its product histone lysine N-methyltransferase trithorax (gene trx). The record is from RefSeq and is a predicted model, not a curated record. Gene Ontology annotation, molecular function: protein binding; histone H3K4 methyltransferase activity; DNA-binding transcription factor activity. Bases 240 to 10655 code for a protein of 3471 amino acids. Gene Ontology annotation, cellular component: nucleus; histone methyltransferase complex. Lineage: Eukaryota; Metazoa; Arthropoda; Insecta; Hymenoptera; Apidae. The transcript has 10 exons. Gene Ontology annotation, biological process: positive regulation of DNA-templated transcription.